AUGUGACACUAGAACAGAGAUAACGAUCAGUUCGCGACGUUGUCAAAUUGACAGUUCAUGAAUUAAUAUCAUUGAUUGAGUUAGCCACGGUGUUCAGUUGUUAACAAAAUUAACUUAAAAUGGCAACAAAAAAGGAAAAAGUCGGCAUUAUUGGAAGUGGUCUGAUUGGACGCAGCUUUGCUAUGCUUUUUGCCGCCGCCGAGUAUGAAGUAUGGUUGUACGAUAUUGAGAAAUCUCAGCUCUCCGGAGCUUUGGAAGAUAUUAAAGCUCAACUGAAAGAUCUUGACAGUCUUCAACUUUUACGCGGAUCACUCACUGCAGAGGAACAGUUUAAUAAUAUAAAUACAACCGAUAAUAUUGAACAGUGUGUUAAAGACGCAAUCUUUGUGCACGAGUGUGCUCCAGAGCGUAUUGAACUAAAGACUUCCAUUUAUGCUAAGAUAGAUAAAAUGCUGAGUGACACCUGUAUACUAGCGACAUCUGCAAGUGCUCUCCUUCCGUCCAAACUGGCAGUUAAUAUCCAGCACAAAAACCGAUUCAUCGUGGCACAUCCGACGAAUCCGCCAUUUUAUGCACCAUUAGUAGAACUUGUACCAAGCCCAUGGGCAGACCCAGACGUGGUUCCGAAAACAAAAGCUAUUAUGGAAAAGCUUGGCCAGGUACCAGUGAUAUUGAAAAAGGAAAUAGACGGAUUUGUCCUCAACCGAAUCCAGUAUGCUAUAUUCAAGGAAAGUUGGAGACUUAUUAAAGACGGAAUAAUUGACGUCGAAGGCCUGGAUAAGGUCAUGAGUGCAGGACUAGGACGUAGAUAUGCUUUUAUUGGACCUAUUGAAACUGCCUACCUCAAUGCCGACGGGAUGUACAGUUACGCAGACCGGUAUGCGACUAUGAUUGAAGGUAUAAUGGCAACAUUCCGGGAACCAGACAGUUUUUCAGGACCAGUUCUUGAUCAAAUACAGUCUGAAAUGGAACAAAUGGUUCCCAUGGAUAGUCUGCAAGCCCGCAGAAAUUGGCGGGACAAACGACUUGCAGCCCUAGCUCAGUUACAGAAGAGAAUGGACGAUGCUGAAGGGAAGAAAUAGCAUUACAUGAACUUCGCUUUGCUUCACCAAAUUUUACGAAAUUCAAUAAAAAUUAAAAUUAGAA
Molecule: messenger RNA, 1146 nt
Organism: Ruditapes philippinarum (Manila clam)
Lineage: Eukaryota; Metazoa; Mollusca; Bivalvia; Venerida; Veneridae
Product: lambda-crystallin-like
Exons: 6
Coding region: 120-1082 (320 amino acids)
Biological process (GO): fatty acid metabolic process
Molecular function (GO): oxidoreductase activity, acting on the CH-OH group of donors, NAD or NADP as acceptor; NAD+ binding
Source: RefSeq, a predicted model, not a curated record